UUGUAUGAAAGAAUGACCUUGUAUUGUAAUAAUCAAUUUUCCAUAAUAGUCAAAUUUAAUUAGUAUAUACUUUAUAGAUUAAAAAAAAAAAUUUUAAUAAUAAUAAUAAUUAUAAAUAAUUAAAUUGUGCUUGAUGUAUUUUUGUUUAUUCAAUUUUCAAUAAUUGGUUAUUAUGAACGAAAUAUCAAAUCCUGAGGAAAUAAUUGAAGUCGAUAAGAGAGUUGAAACAACUUCUUAUUUAAGAAAUGGACGUAGAAACAACAACAUAAGCACAGAUCCAUCAUCUUUAUCUCAAAGUCAUAAUGAUGUUGAUGUAGUACAAAUAUGGAGGCAAUUACCAGAAGCUAUUCGAUUGGAUCCAAGUUUAGCAGCUUUUCAAACAGAAUAUGAAAAACUUCAUGGAGGUGAUAAAUCAAUAUGCUCCAUAAAUACACCAUCUGGAGAACGUUUAGUUCUUAAUGUGUCCUUUGAUCGACCAAUUGAAAAAGAGAAACAGAAUGUAUGCUUAGAUGACGAGGAUGAUGAAGUUGAAAUAAAAGGAGGAAAAGAAAGACCUUUUUUCCGCUAUAUAAAAUUAAUUCUACUUGUAUUGUGUUGGCUUAUUUUUACUAUAAGCUUAACAACUAAUAAAGAAGUGUUGGAAGAAAUGCACAAAGUUUCCAUUCCUAUUAAUGAAAUUCAAAAUUAUAAAAUAUUAAAACGUCCUAUCAGUGAUAGAAUUACAGUUAAUAUAGAAAGUUCACUUUUGCCACAAAUCAAUGCAAAUGCGAGUAUAAAUCUUACUUCAAAUUAUUUAAUCGUUUGGAUAGAGAAGAUCAACUAUUUUAAUGAUGUUAGCAAUAAUUUUUCUUAUGAAAAUAUUAAACACAUUCAGAAUUUAAGUGAAUCAUGGAUACUUCCAUUAUUUCCUUCGGAACUUAUUGACUAUUUACCCGAUAGAAGACGGCAUAAUACAUUCGUGCUUGAAAAUUUGACUAACGAAUCAUUUGGAGAUGUGGUGGCUGUGUGUAUGAAAACAAAUUUACCAAUUAAUUUACCAAUUUCAAUUGGUUAUAAUUUAUCACCUAUUAAUAAGGACGAUGGAUUUGUGUACGCUGCUGUAAUAUUAAUUGGUCUUUAUAUUCUCAUUAUAUUUGAGGUGGUUCAUAAAACAAUAGCAGCAAUGAUGGCAUCAACAAUGUCAUUGGCAGUUUUGGCGGCAUUAGAUCAAAGACCAAGUAUGAAGGAAGUAAUUUCAUGGAUAGAUAUGGACACUUUAAUGUUACUUUUUGCAAUGAUGAUUCUUGUAGCUGUUAUUGGAGAAACUGGAAUAUUCGAUUAUUUGUCUGUUUAUGCUUACAAGGUAACUGGUGGACAAAUUUGGCCUCUUGUCAGUAUACUUUGCCUAUUUACAGUUGUUAUAUCAACUGUAUUGGAUAAUGUGACAACUAUUUUGCUUAUGACACCUGUGACAAUAAGAUUAUGUGAAGUUAUGGAAGUUAAUCCUGUUCCAAUUUUAACAGCAAUGGUAAUUUAUUCAAAUAUUGGUGGUGGCUUAACACCAAUUGGUGAUCCUCCAAAUAUUAUUAUUGCAUCUAAUAAAGAAAUACAAAAUGCAGGAAUUGAUUUUAUUUCAUUUGUUAUGCAUAUGAGUAUUGGCGUUGUUUUUGCAGUAAUAGCCGUUUAUGCUGAAUUACGUUAUGUAUUUCGUGAUGUAUCUAAUUUUAAAUUUGAUGAACCUCUAGAAGUUCAGGAAAUAAGACAUGAAAUAGCAAUUUGGCAAAAAGCGGCAGCAAGUCUUUCGAGUUAUAGUAAAGAUGAAAAUAUGGUUCGCGAAACAUUGAUGAAAAAAGUAAGACGGCUUUUGUCGCGAUUAAAAUUGAAAUUAUUAACUGGAAGUAUAAAAUUUGAAAAUUAUAAAGCAACAUUGGAGGAGUUACAAGAAAAAUAUCCUAUUCGUGAUAAAUGGCUACUUGCAAAAUCAGGAUGUGCAUUAACAUUUGUCAUUGUUAUGUUUUUUAUACAUAGUUUACCAAAUGUGAAUUUAUCAUUAGGAUGGAUUUCACUACUUGGGGCAAUUUUAUUACUUAUUUUAGCUGAUUCUGAAAAUCUUGAUGGUCUCAUGGCACGUGUUGAAUGGAGUACAUUAUUAUUUUUUGCGGCAUUAUUUAUUCUCAUGGAAGCUCUUUCUCAGUUGGGACUAAUGAUAUGGAUUGGAAAACAAACAGAGGCAAUUAUUCUUUCUGUUGAUCAAGAAUCGAGAUUGGCAAUUGCAAUAAUUUUAAUUCUUUGGAUAUCUGCUAUUGUCAGUGCAUUUGUUGAUAAUGUACCAUUGUGUACAAUGAUGGUGAGAAUUGUGAUAAAUUUGUCACAAAAUCAUCAACUUGGAUUACCAUUACAACCAUUGGUUUGGGCAUUAGCAUUUGGAUCAUGUUUAGGAGGAAAUGGUACAUUAAUUGGAUCAACUGCAAAUGUUGUGUGUGCUGGAGUUGCCGAACAACAUGGUUACAAAUUUUCAUUUUUACAAUUUUUCAAAGUUGGUUUUCCAAUAAUGAUUACCAGUACACUUGCCGUUACAAUUUAUUUACUAAUUGCUCAUGUUGUUUUUCAAUGGCAUGAUUUUAAUUGAAAUCUUGUUUUUAGAUUUUGUUAUAUUGUUUAUAUAAUUGUUAAUAAUAUGUAGUACGUUUAUGUGUAUCAUAAAACAUAGUUUUUUUUUCAAAAUGAAAAAAAAGUUCCGAAUCUUGAAAUUUAGAUCUUUGUUUUUUAUUUAGAUAUCAAAUUUGUAUUUAAAAAAAAAAAAUUAUUAAAAAACUAUCUUCGGUAGUUAAUUAUUAUAAAAAAAAUUAAUAAUUUUUUUUUAUUAUUAUAAUAUAAUAUUAUAUUUAAUUUAAAUAUAAUAAUUUUUUAUUGUUAUAAAUAUUUAAUUUAAUUUUGCGUAAUAUAAAAUAAUAAAUUAAGGAGAAUAAAAUUUUUAUAUAAACACUUGUUAUUGUAGAGGGAAAAGGAGUUUGUUGAUGAUAGUAUAUAAGUUGUAUCGCAAAAGAGUUGAUUGAAACAGAUCACGACACCAGACUGAUAAAUAAUUAAUUAGCAUAAAUGAAAAUUGUGAUUAUUCUGACUUAACGCUUUGUCUAUUUAAUUCAAAUAAUACAUUUGAUAAAAAAAAAGAAAAACAAAACGAGCUUCUUAGUUACCUUUGCUCGUUGCAAAUAUAAAUGACCGUAAUAAGCUUUUUCAUAUUAUAUGAAGACAAAACGAAUGACAGUGCCUAUUUUAUAUGUGUGUUAGAUAAUUGUCAUAUUUCAAAGUCCUUUUGUUAUCCUUUUUUUUUAUAAAGUAUAUAUUAUUUAUUUUUAUUUCAGAAAAUUGUUUCUGUAAUAAAAAUAAAUUUAAAGAUUUUAGUUGUGUUUUUUUUUCUCUAUCAGGGAAAUUUUAUUUUGCUUCGUGAACUUUUGUAAUGACAGGAACAUUUGUAGGAAAAAUUUUUGUUUCAAAUUAUAUAGGCGCGGAAAUUUUCAGUAUAAUAUUAUCUUUGGAAAAAAAAGUAAAACACAUUAUGCAACGAUUAGAUCUGAUAAGUUUUUACCUUGAUUUAAUAAAAAAAAAUUAAUAUUCGACAAUUGAAUAUUAUUUUUUAUAAAUCAAUUUAUUAAUUUUAAUUGUAAAAUUUAAUUUUUUCUUUUUUUUACUUAAUUUUUUUUUUUUUAAUAGUCAAAAUAUCCUUUUUGCGCAGAAAAAUGACUUUAUUUUUGAAUAAAAUAAAAAAAUUUCUUUGUGCAAACAAAAUAACUCCUAAAAAGAGUUUAAAAUAACAUUGAUUGCUAAAAUAACACUUAAAAAUUUAUGUAAAUUAUAUUAUAAACUACGCUUGAAUUGUAAAAAUCUCUUGCGAUUAAAUAUUAAUAAUAUGAUAAAUAUGUAACAAAUUAUAUGCGCAUGAACUUGAAAGAUUAAUGUUUGCUUCAGUCAAAGGGUAAAAUGACGAAAAUUAAUCCUAAGUCAAUUUAUACAUUGUUCAAUUCAUUCUGAUAUUAUUUUCAUUUUUUUUUUCUUAUUUGUAAUGUUGUUUUAAAGCAUUUUUUUUUUUUUAAAGAUACCGGUUCAAUUUACGUCACUAAUGUAUGCAACAAAUCCAAGGAAAAAUAUUGACAAGGUACAAUAUAUUCUUUGAAAGGGAAGCGAAUUAAUAGACGAAGUUGAAGUCAAUGGCAGCGUAGCGUCUGGGCGAAAAAAAAAUAUAUAUAUAUAUAAAAGAUGGCUAUCAAUCAUUUAAAUAAAAAUUUUAAGUCGAAUUUUUGAACGUCAUUUUUUUGUGCAGAUUUACUAAUAUAUAUAUAUAUAUAUAAUUAUUCUGAUGACUGCACUUUAUAAAUGAUUGAAAGUCCUAAUGCGUGUGUUUUAAAUAUAAUCUACCUGAAGAUAAAUAAUUUUUGUAUUUAAUAAAUUAUAUUAACUGGAAA
Molecule: messenger RNA, 4442 nt
Organism: Leptopilina boulardi
Lineage: Eukaryota; Metazoa; Arthropoda; Insecta; Hymenoptera; Figitidae
Product: P protein
Exons: 17
Coding region: 173-2608 (811 amino acids)
Biological process (GO): transmembrane transport
Cellular component (GO): membrane
Source: RefSeq, a predicted model, not a curated record